AUGAAGGCGCAAGAGAUCCUUACUAUUGACAGGCCGGAUGCCUCGCAGAUGAACCAAGAUCUGAUGCAGGCUUUCCACGAAGCACUUGAAAAGAAUCCUGCUGCCGACCUUUUGUCGGUUAUUGGGAGGACAUACGUACUCGCCCACAGAACAGUUCAAUACCGAAAGCACUCGGAGGCAGGCCGUUAUAAUCUUCGAGUCAUAAAUAAUCUCUAUGACCAGGUUGUUGGCAGCCCCGAACUUAACUUACGCGACCAUUUCCCCUCAGACUAUGACCGCAGAUACAGAUGGGCGAAGCCAAAACCAACAGUACUCGAGCCACAGAAGCCAGAGAAGCCGCGCGACUGGGUCUGCGAGAAACUUGAUACCAUUGCCACUGCGAGUGUUGUUUACCCACUGUCAGACCAGGCUUCAGCACUUCUCGUACAGUAUUCCAAAUCAAACGAUUUUUCUGAUGAGAUAGCACUUGCGACCUCGUUGAAGCAGUUGAUAUUAAACUCCGAGAGGCUCUUUGAACUCAGUAUUAGAGGGGUUGUGGUUAAGUGCAACGACGACAUCGUGAUCAAGGCCUUUCCAGACAGCAGAGAUCUUACUGAAUACCAUAACCUUCAAUAUCUUGCCAACCAUGCUCCAGAUCUCCCAGUUCCCAGAGUCCAUGGCCUGAUUAUGCUCGGGCACUUCCGCGUGAUGUUCAUGUCAUACAUACCUGGCGUAACCAUCGACAAAGUAUGGCCGAGCCUAUCCCAUGAAGCAAAAGUGUCUUUGAAGGGCCAGCUGGGUGACAUAUUCUCAAGGCUCAGACGCCUACGGCAGGACGACGGGUAUGAAUUAGGAGGCGUUGGUGGAGAAGGAGCAAAGGAUUACCGUAUCACAGAAGUCUUUGCACACAAAGGAAUAACUACUGCAAAAGGAUUCAAUGACUUGCAAUUCUCUGUAAAGCAUCGUGCUAGUCCACACUACGUCAAGCUGCUUCACUCGUUUUUGGACGACCCAAAUAGAACCCUGCGAGGUUCAGUGUUUACCCAUGGCGACCUGAAGAAGUCAAAUAUCAUGGUAAAGCAGGACGCAAGUGACCCUAAUCAUUAUGAUAUAGCGGGUAUAAUAGAUUGGGAGGACGGUGGAUUCUACCCUGAAUAUUAUGAAUGCACUACAAUAUCAAAUGGGCAGAGCAUUCUAAGCGAUGACGAUUGGUACCUUUAUAUGCCAGACUGCCUCUCGCCUUUACAAUUUCCCGUGUAUUGGCUGGUAGAUCGUCUUUGGGGCAAUCUCUUGUGGAAUUGGAGGACUGAUAUAGUUCGGUAG
This is a messenger RNA of Microsporum canis CBS 113480, 1302 nucleotides long. RefSeq lists its product as hypothetical. The transcript has a single exon. Bases 1 to 1302 code for a protein of 433 amino acids. NCBI's taxonomy places the organism in Eukaryota, Fungi, Ascomycota, Eurotiomycetes, Onygenales, Arthrodermataceae. The record is from RefSeq and is a predicted model, not a curated record.